This is a messenger RNA of Theileria orientalis strain Shintoku, 1182 nucleotides long. Its product is annotated as chromatin assembly protein. The transcript has 2 exons. The coding region runs from base 1 to 1182 and encodes 393 amino acids. Gene Ontology annotation, biological process: DNA replication-dependent chromatin assembly. NCBI's taxonomy places the organism in Eukaryota, Apicomplexa, Aconoidasida, Piroplasmida, Theileriidae. Gene Ontology annotation, molecular function: histone binding. The record is from RefSeq and is a predicted model, not a curated record. Gene Ontology annotation, cellular component: nucleus.
AUGAGUUUGAUUAAUGUUACCAAUAUAAAGGUGGGCAACAAUGUCUGUAGCAUAAAAUUGCCUUUGAGCUUUCAAAUUGAAUUUGAAUGUCUGGAAGACCUUAAGCAUGACGUAGAGUGGAAAAUAAUAUACAUAACUUCCGACGGAUCAGGGUACAUAAACACCAGCGCAACUAAAAGUACUGAGAAGUCGGAAUCAGGUACAGAUAACGCAGUAAAGGAGGAAUUGAAGGAAGAAAACACAAAAACCAAGGAUGGAGAUCAGAUGGAGGAUUAUUUGAAAUCCCCAAACGAGGGUGAAAUCGUAUUGGACGCAGUGUGUAUGGGACCGGUGCGCAGGGGUAUUUUACAGUUUGAAUUUCGUGUUAAUCCCCCAAAUUUCAACAGAUUGAGUCCGGACUGCAUCCUGGGUAUGCAGGCAAUACUGAUAACCGGAAGCUACUGCGAACAGGAGUUCAUAAGAAUAGGGUACUACACAAACAACACGUACGACGAGGACAGUUUAAGAGAGAACCCUCCAGAUGUGCCUAUCCUGGAUAAGGUCAUAAGAUGCAUUAUCGAUCAGCCCAGAGUGACGAGGUUCCCAAUCAAGUGGGACAACGACGACCUCGUGGACUUCGAGGGGAACAAACUCAACUUCUUCUCGGAGGAGUCAAACGAUAACUCAGAGGGCUCCGCCGACGACCCGGAUGAAUCGAACGACAACUCAGACGAAUCAAAAGUUGACUCUGACGAUGAAGGGAUGGACGACGACACAACGUACCUGACGGAGGAGAGCAACGAAGAUCUUGAGCUGAAAGGAGAUGAAACGAACAGAGACGAAUCAGAUGACUAUGAAGAGGAAGAAACAGCUAGGGAGGAACAGGAGGAUGUCGAAAGCACAAAGGAACAUCAGACCAGUAGUGCCAACGACACGACUGUUGAGGAAAGCGAAACGGUUAAAACCAAGAGCACUGAGGAGCAGAAGUAUGAGCACGUUUCUGCCAACAGGGAUGAGGACUACGAUGAAGAAGUGGAAUACACGAGAAGGCAGGAUUCCGUAGGUUACCGCGCCACGAGUGACGAGCGCACGAAUGCGAAAAAGUACGCUUCUCCCGAUGAACACACGAGUCCAGAGAAGCAUAAAAGGGUAGACGAGGAGUUUUUGAGCACUGAGCAGGGCGCCAAAAGACAACGCGCUUAA